CUCGGUUUGUUUUCUAUUUUGGUCUGUUGCUUUUCCUAAUGGGCUGAUUCGAGUUUUGGUGGAAUGAUAAUUGUUGCCCUAUUUCUUCAUCAUUUAGAAUCUGUAAUGUGAUGCGUAUCAAUUGAGUUUAAAUCAUAGUUUUUUUUUUCUUUUUUUUAUUUAUUAAUUUUUUACUUUUGGGUUUUGAAGUGAGAUCUUUACCUUGACUUUGUGAUAAAUACCAUUUGUUUUCCCCAAUUCCUAACUAUGGGAUCUCUCUUUGGUCUGAGAAGUUGCCUCUCUUCUUGUUCCUAUUCUGCUUCUUAAUCAAUAAACCCCAUUGGUAAAGAAUCCAAAAUUUGGUAUAGUUAUCUUGAUGUAGGCUUUGAGUGUAAAUUGUAUGCUUUCUUCUAUUGGGUAUUGGGAUUCUAUUAAAAGCGGUUCUUAAUAUAGGAUUCAUGCUAGCUACAUAAUGGGCUCUGCAAAUGGAUUAGUGAGUGUACAGGGGAAGCAACCACUUUUUUCUUUUGGGGUUAUCUCUGAUGUCCAGUAUGCUGAUAUUCCCAAUGGCCAGUCAUUUAUGGGUGUCCCCAGGUACUAUCGGCACAGCAUUCAUGUGUUGCAAAGGGCUGUCCAAAAAUGGAAUAACCUUCAGAAGCUAAAAUUUGUGGUCAAUUUUGGGGAUAUUGUUGAUGGGUUUUGCCCCAAAGACCAAUCUCUAAAUGCUGUCCAGAAAAUAGUUGAUGAAUUCAAGAAUUUUGAUGGUCCUUCCUAUCACAUGAUUGGUAAUCACUGCCUCUACAAUUUGCCUCGUAACAUGUUACUUCCUCUACUGAAUAUUCCCAGUUUUGAAGACCGUGCCUAUUAUGAUUUUUCUCCAACCCCCACUUACAGAUUUGUAGUUCUUGAUGGCUAUGAUAUAAGUGCCAUUGGUUGGCCUUCAGAUCACCCAAAAACAUUGGAGGCUUUGAAAUUUCUUCGAGAGAAGAACCCAAAUUUGGACAAGAACAGUCCAGUUGGACUGGUGGGCCUUGAGAGACGGUUCUUGAUGUUCAAUGGAGCAGUUGGGAAGGAACAAAUGGAGUGGUUGGACUGUGUACUUCAGGAUGCGACAAAGUUAAAACAGAAAGUAGUUGUCUGUUGCCAUCUGCCUUUAGAUCCUGGUACAUUGUCCCCAGAAGCACUUUUGUGGAACUAUGAUGAAGUAAUGGAUGUUAUACACAAGUACAAUUGUGUGAAAGUUUGCCUAUCUGGACACGAUCACAAAGGUGGUCACUCUAUUGAUUCCCAUGGGAUACAUCAUCGUGUCCUUGAAGCUGCCCUGGAGUGUCCUCCAGGCUCAGAUGCAUUUGGGUAUAUAGAUGUUUACGAUGACAGGUUAACACUUUCUGGUACUGAUAGAAUGGAGAGCACCGAUAUGAUUUUCAGUCCUUGAGCAGCCUCCAGAGAGUAUCAGCAUUUAGAAUCAUACAGCUCAUUAUUUCUAAAAUGUUUUAGACUGUACACUAACCAUAGAUGAACCAUUAUCAAAGCUUGAGAUGGCUCGAUGUUGAGUUCGAGUUUCUUGCAAGUGAUUGGGAUAAGUAGCCAGUGAGUUUCUGCUCGAGGAUGCAACUGAAUAGUCUCCCAAGUGCACAAAUUUACAUGGGACUCCCAGGUGUGCUCUGCCUUUGGUUUCUGCUAGAAUCUAUAAUUCUAGAACCUCCCUUGGACUGGCUUAUAUACAAACUUAUAUUUAUCAGAGCAAAUGAUGGAAUGUUACUUUUACUUUUUAAUAGCUUGGUGUUACAAAUAUGCAUCUCAGAGGCGUUUCAAUAUUUUCUUCCCAAGUCAUCAACUCAUUUGAUUUGGAUUCUUUUUA
Molecule: messenger RNA, 1840 nt
Organism: Vitis riparia (riverbank grape)
Lineage: Eukaryota; Viridiplantae; Streptophyta; Magnoliopsida; Vitales; Vitaceae
Product: manganese-dependent ADP-ribose/CDP-alcohol diphosphatase
Exons: 2
Coding region: 452-1414 (320 amino acids)
Molecular function (GO): manganese ion binding; 2',3'-cyclic-nucleotide 2'-phosphodiesterase activity; ADP-ribose diphosphatase activity
Source: RefSeq, a predicted model, not a curated record